Messenger RNA from Linnemannia hyalina, 537 nucleotides. Lineage: Eukaryota; Fungi; Mortierellomycota; Mortierellomycetes; Mortierellales; Mortierellaceae. The record is from the annotation of a GenBank genome assembly.
AUGAGCAGCCUGCGACAGUUCAAGGCCACGGACCUCUUCAACUUCAACGCCAUUAACUUGGACUCGUUGACCGAAACUUACAACAUCUCGUUCUACCUCUCAUACCUCGCCCGAUGGCCCGACCUGUUCUCGGUCCAAUGCACGCCCAACAACAACCUGAUGGCCUAUGUCAUGGGAAAGGCCGAGGGCAAGGACACUGACUGGCACGGACACGUCACCGCCAUCACUGUGGCUCCCGAAUACCGUCGCUUGGGUCUUGCCCAGGGCAUGAUGGACCUUUUGGAACGUGUCUCCGAAUACCCGUACGACGGAUACUUUGUCGAUCUGUUUGUCAGACGGUCCAAUAAGGUCGCCAUCGACUUUUAUACCCAACUAGGGUAUUCGAUCUACAGGACUGUUGCAGGAUAUUAUAAUGGCGAAACUGAAAACGAGGACGCCUUUGAUAUGCGAAAGCCGCUGAAGAGAGAUGUAAACCGGCAGAGUGUACGCGAGAACGGCGAAAACUUUAUAGUCCAACCGCACGAAGUACAAUUCUAG